Messenger RNA from Colletotrichum lupini, 3480 nucleotides. RefSeq lists its product as uncharacterized. NCBI's taxonomy places the organism in Eukaryota, Fungi, Ascomycota, Sordariomycetes, Glomerellales, Glomerellaceae. The record is from RefSeq and is a predicted model, not a curated record. The transcript is spliced from 23 exons. Bases 1 to 3480 code for a protein of 1159 amino acids.
AUGGCAUGGCAUGCACGCUUCAUCCACAAGGAAACAAUGACAGCUCACAAUACCUACCAUCAAUGGCAGCUUCGAUCUGAUUUCCAUAGUCACCCGUCGUCCGGCACACGAGCACAAUCUGCCGUAUCUGCUGUAUCUGGUCUACCUGGCGACGAACCAAACUGCCCUGACGACGACGUCGUCUACAUAUCUCCCUUCCCAUAUCCAUGCGGAUCGAGUAACCAGCACACCUCUCACACCCCCGGGUGCACCAUGGAAACAAAAGCCAAACAGUCUCGCAAGGCUUCUAGAUGUACUACAGAGUAUUGGGCUAGCCUUGUGCAAUUUAUGCCAGUCGCCUGUACCUUGCAUAUGGGUCAAGGAGGCUGGGAUGUCGCGACUAUAGCAGGUACUCGUAUCAACAAGAUGCACCGAGGCAACCUUGACGAUUCCCGCGACCCCGUUUGGCGGCUGCAUCGCCCUGGUCCUCAUCUUCCACAUACACACUUCAUCCCUGAGAGCCAACAAGCCUCCAUACUCAACGAGUUUGGUUUCGCAGUCAUCCACAGCCCACACGCAACACUCGCACCAGGUGUGACACUGGGCACUCUCUGCUCUCUGCGUCUCUGCCGUGGGCUCUCCGUGACUCCGUCUCUUGCUUCUGGGCAAUGGCCUUUUCUUAAUUCGGGGUUCGGCGAAUGGGAGUUCAGGGCCCAUCACACUUUGCCUGCAUUUCCGACUGCAAUGGGCAAGGGACAGUCUGAGUCGGUGGACUGUGCCCAUCAUCCGAUCUGCUGGGUGAUCUCUGUGGCCUGGUCGCCGCCCGAGGGUCCCAAAGACGGGCAGCACGCAGUUUGUCCUUCUCAGAGUGCGAGUCUGAGCUUGCACCUGUCUUCCCCAGCCAAAAUCAUCCCCCAGUCCGGUAGCCCGGACUCCCAGAGCACCCACUCACGAAUCACCGUCACCAUACCGACCACUAACGCAUUGAACGGCCAGCGCCUGGCGGAUAUUGGCCGCCCGCCUAGGAUGAGAUGGAUCAUGGAUGGGAUCGGCGCUGAUCUCGACAUGUUGGAAACACCACCGGUGAGCGAGGCAAGGGCUGCUAUUCGUAUGUGUUCGACUAUUCGUACAACCAUCUUCAUCUCUGCGGCUUGCCUCGGGAGCAUCGCCUCCGACACCACCUGUCUUGACCAGAGUACGCAGGGUAUUCCCGUUGCAGGUACGACGCGCAGUCAACUAUUCGUAUAUCCAGUUCGCUUCAUCGAGACGAGGCUGCCUCGUGAUUUCAUGUCAAACGUGGCAAUCAAUUCCCAAACCUCUUCGGGCCACGCGGGCGAAACCCUGUCACGAAGUACAGAGGUUCGUAGCAAAACACAAAAUGGAUUUCCAAUUUCACCGCACCAAGAUUCAUUCCUGCAGCUCAUCAGUGACCACCAGUGCCACCGUCCAUUCGUCGAAGACAGCGGUGGCUUGCCGGGAGCCCAGCACCUAGCCAAACGCGGCAUUUUCACAUUUGGCAUUAUCGUCUCUACCCGCAGCAAGGCCCAGCAAAAACAAAGCUUUACGGAUACGUACUGCAAAUGCACCGUCCUAGAUACAGUGCCCAGACGCCUCUCUCAAUUCAGUUCUGUCAUCUACAGACUAGCAGCACCCCCGAGGGAAACAAUUUCACACUCUCUGAAGUCUGGACGGCAACCGGUAGCUGUGUGUCCGGAUGAUGAUCCUCCUACGCGCCUCACACACAAACCAAACAUUAUCAGGCGCGUUGCUUUCACCAGUCUUGUCGCCUCGGAUCGCGGCUCACCUCCGGCAGGGCAGUUGUGUUUCCUCCUCGACUCCUGCCACUGCAAUUCAAACAUUUUGCUCUUCAGCCUGAGGGUCUUCAUACAGGCGCAUUGCAAUCUGGAGAAAGAAGCCAUUAUGCAGACACCGUACUGGACUUUCGCUUUCACGUUUAUUCAGGGGUCAAAAGGCUGGAUCAUCCGUGCCAUCGCACUUCCCAAGUUCAUGGUCUUCAGCAACGACGACCUCGAAUCACGUGCCUUGGAUACCAAGCCCAGGAGGAUGGUUAACAGCGUCGCAUCUCCAGCAAGUCAACGCACGCCGUGGUCACAAGUGAGACUUGUCUUCUCAGAAGCAAGAUAUUAUCAUCCACAACCUGGCGAGGCAUCGAGGCAUCGACUUGGAAAUGAGAAAGCCUCCCCAGCCCUGCGCUUGGUUGCCGCUGGAGACAAUGCCCAUUCCCCGGAUAUGAGCAGGCUGCAUGGCUUGGAGAAUUCAAAUGUCGACCCUGUGAUUGGGCAACCUCACAAACUCUUGGGCGGUCUGCAUGGCCAUCCAUGCGCUACAACGUCCACGAAUUUCCAGCCCUGCGUUCAAACGGCGCUCACGGUUGUAUCAACGGGAAAAGAGGAAGAAACCCUUUCGAGACCUUGGAGUAUCGUUGUGCCUUCGUCCAAAGUACACUAUCAGCAUGUCGUGGCAGAGUUCUCGUGUUCCCAAAACCGGUGGCAACCUUCAUUGUGCUUUGAAAUGGCUCGAUACCCGCAAAUACAGUAUACAAAGAAGAAGAACUUGGAAGUUGGAAGGGAUUCGCAUUGUUGCAUUUCAUCGCGAGUCAGGGUGAAGCUGACCCGCUGCUCGAGAAGCAAAAUGUUGGCUCAGUCUUUUGAGACUCGGUGUAGGGAGUACGACCGCUCAGACGUUCGACCUAUCAGGCGCCUUCAUUUUCACCAGCUCAAGACCGACCGCUGGCCAAAGACACAGUGCAUCUUCAUUCUAUCAUGGAUCUUUCGGCCUAGCGGUGCCCCCUUGAACGAGGUGUCUAGGGCGGUGCCUCGUGUUAACCACCCCGUGGACCGCCGCAAGUUCGCAACCCUAGGGGGGUUCCUGGCAGGCUGGCAAAGAAUCUCCAGACUCCAUCAACAUGCAGGACGUGAUACAACGAGAAAUUCUCAGGCUCAGCCACCUGACGGGAACACUUUCACAAGGGAAGGCGCUGGCGAUCUGAAUCCGGUCCGCUGUGCAAGGCAUUUUACGGAGAAAAUUCGCGGUCCUGCCGUCGAACACAACAGGCCGAGGAAAUACAUAGCAAGCGCGCCAGGUCUGCCAUUGCCAGGCCCAAGCUGGUUCUCCUGGUUUGACACGCGGCUGGCCGUCACUGACAUACUGCGGACGGAUAGGGUUUUGCUUUGGACCCUGAAAACCAAGUCUCAACACGGAAUGAUAGCCGGUCUCCCUUGGUCUCUUCCAAGGAAGGGUUCAGACUCCACGCCGAACUCUACGGGCAAUCGUGUUGACAACUCAUCCGCUAUGAAUGAUCAUCUGGUUCCAGGCCCGAAGAUCGGGUGGGAUUUCAUCACACCAAUACCAACAAACUGCACCGAAUUUUAUCGAUGGCCCACAGACGCAGAGAAGACGCAAAGGCUAAAGUGGUCUUUCUCCAAACUUGUCGUGCCUGUCGUGCCUGUCCAAGGGUCCAACUCCACCAUCCGCCUCUAG